AAUGCGGAAGCGACUAUGAACGGCUACAGCGCCAACUGGUAUUAGUGUUUUUAUUCUUAAUUUCAGCCAUUAAUAUAUAGUCUAAAGUCCGUUUAUUAAAAACCGAAUUAGGUGGCUUUGUAAUACGUUGUUUUACAGUACUUCCAUCUUAAAAUGGGAUGUUAUGGCUUUCUAUCUUCCCCUAUAUUUGGGUAAAGCUUGUGGAAAGCGUCAUGUUUGCUAGCUAGCAUCUUUACAAACAAACCCGUCCCUUUAAGUGUCCGUCAAACAGCAACAUGAAAGUUCGCUCGUCCGUGUUUGCCUCGUUCAUUUUAAUAUUUGAGGGGAUUGGCGUGGCCCUCUUUCUGCGGGGGUUUUUCCCUGUCCCUCUCAAGUCUUCCGUCUCAUCCAAGAACAAGCUGUCAGACCUGCCGGUGGAGCCGCUGACAGGAAGUUCUCCCAACUCCUCCCGCCUCCCACAGCCCCUGUUUAAGAGGGUGGUUAUAAUGUUAGUGGAUGCUCUGCGGGAGGACUUUGUGUUUGGACCCAAUGGCCGCAUGUACAUGCCCUACACCCGACACCUGGUGGAGAGGGGCUCCUCACACAGCUUCGUGGCCAAGGCAAGACCCCCCACUGUCACCAUGCCCAGGAUCAAGGCUCUCACCACUGGCACUAUCCCAGGCUUCAUUGAUGUGGUAAUGAACCUGAAUUCUCCGGCACUGCUGGAAGACAACCUCAUCUGGCAAGCCAAAACAGCAGGGAAGAGGAUGGUCUUCUACGGGGAUGACACCUGGGUGCGCCUCUUCCCCAAACACUUCAUGGAGCACGAUGGCACCACCUCCUUCUUCGUAUCCGACUACACGGAGGUUGACAACAAUGUGACCCGUCACUUGGAUAGCACCCUGAAGAGAGACGAUUGGGACAUUCUGAUCCUGCACUAUCUGGGCCUGGACCACAUCGGCCACAUCAGCGGACCCCACAGCUCGCUCAUCCAGCCCAAACUGAUGGAGAUGGACGACAUCCUGAAGAAGAUUCACAGUGCCCUCAUUUCAAAGGAGGCCGAGGGGUCCUUGCCCUACCUGCUGGUGCUGUGCGGGGACCACGGCAUGUCGGAGACCGGCAGCCACGGAGGAUCCUCCGAGCCGGAGAUCAAUACGCCCCUGGUGCUCUUAAGUCCGGCCUUCAAAAGAAAAGCGGGCAUGGAGAAGCCUGGAGUGGUGGAGCAGGUGGACCUGCCUCCGACCCUGGCUCUGGGCCUUGGCCUGCCCAUAUCUCUGAACAGCGUGGGCCGCGUCAUCCCGGGCGUCCUGGAGGAGACCUCACUCCGAGACCAGCUGCGCUUCCUGCAUCUCAAUGGCCACCAGCUCAGCUGCCUGCUCAAAGACAGCGUACCCGAUUAUGAAAAAGAGGCAGGCUUCGAGCAGUUCCGCGUGGCUGAAAAGGCUCAUGGGAGCUGGAUGAAGCUCUUCCUGGAGGGCAACACCUCUGAGGUGCUCAGCAACAUGGGCAAAAAGGUCCUGAAGCAGUAUGUGGAGGCCCUGGCUGCCAUGAGCUCGGCUCUCAGCAAACAGCUGGGCAAGUACGACAUGUACUCCAUGAUCGCAGGCAUGGUGUUUGUGUUCCAGCUCCUGCUGGUCUUACUGCUGGCUAUGCCCGAGGCUCUGAGCGGUGACGCAGCGGUGGAACUUCCUGUUCUCUCAGCUCUGCUCUCGCUGCCUUUCUACCUCAUGUGCCUGCUGCUCGCCUCGGUGCACGUCUUGGUGUGCACAUCUGCUGAGAGCUCCUGUUACUUCUGCAGCCUCUCCUGGGGACUCGUGUUCGCCGCCGUCGCCUUCUCUUCAGCAAUGUUUUGUAUUCUGGUCUCUCUGGUAACGCGGAGACUCCCCCUAGGGGCGAGGAUUCACGGGAAGUCUCCAUUGAGGAGCAUUGGCAGUGAGUGGUCGCUGUCGGAGCUGGACGUGUUGCUGCUGGCCGGCACGGUGGGACACACUCUCAGCCUGGCAGCCAGCAGCUUCGUGGAGGAAGAGCACCAAACCUGGUACUUCCUGCUCAACACCCUCUGCCUCGCCGUCUUCCAGGACGUCUGCCGCAAGUACUUCAGAGAGCAGAGGGGCACUGGAGACGAAGAAGAGUCUAUCCUCCCUUCCAAAGACUGUCACCCCUCUCCUAAGGCAGAGAUUUACUCAGAGAAGUGGCUAGCGUUAGCCACACCGCCAUUCACUCUGCUCUGCUGCCGACUGCUGCGCUCCCUCAACCAGACCGGGGUGCAGUGGGCUCAUCUUCCUGACAUGGGACACUGGCUCAACAGCUCUGAACACCGGACCGUUCUCUCCCUGCUGGCUGCUUUCUGUUUGGUUUUUAUCUACCUCCUGGUUCAAAGACGAUGCUCAUGGGUUUCCAAGGUUGCCCUCGCCCUCGGACUUUUGGGUGUCUACAGCUACCGAGCAGCUGUCGGCAACGUCUUGUUUCCCUGGCAACACUCUGGCCGAACUACAUCCAAGGGAACAAUGGAGGCGCGCUUUGUGUACGUCUUCAUCUUGGGCAUCCUCUUCACGGGCACCAAAGACCUGCUGCGGUCCCAGAUCAUCACAUCAGAUGCCAGGUUGAAGAGCAGGGGAUUAUGGGAGAUUUACAGUGGCUUGGUCUUGUUGGUGACGCUGUUGUUUCGUGCUCACAACCUGCCGGUCCUCUGCUGCUGCCUGUUGAUCCAGACGCUCAUGGCCCAGUUCAUCUGGAAGAAGCUCCACUACGACGCGGCACAAACUACCAUCAUGCACUACUGGUUCGGACAGGCCUUCUUUUACUUUCAGGGCAAUUCGAACAACAUCGCCACCGUGGACAUUUCAGUGGGCUUCGUUGGACUGGAAAGUUACGUAGAAGCACCGGCCAUCUUCUUAACGGCCCUCAGCACUUAUGCGGGGCCCCUGCUCUGGGCGUGCCACCUGGUCUGCUUCCUCAGCUCACAGAGAGACAGGAGCCCGGUUGCAGUCGGCCAUGGCUGCUACUGUCUGGCCCUGCUGAGGUCUGUGCCCGCUGCAGCCUACAUCGUGCUGGUGACCGCUCUGCGCUACCAUCUCUUCAUAUGGAGCGUCUUUUCACCCAAAUUACUGUACGAGGCCAUGCACCUGCUGCUGACUGCGGGGGUCUGCCUCUUCUUCAACACCAUGGAGCAGAGCCACACUGCCAGUAAGUCUUAGGGGGCCAAACACGCAGUCCUUCCAUUACGGGGAGUCAAAAAGUCGUGAAAUAGUCUCUCUAUUCUACACGUAAGACGUUCAGACUGAUACACUACUGAUGCUCACAAAGGGUCCUUCCUUUGGUUCGCAAGAAAUACUUUGGAAUGCACUUAAAAUGUAUUUUUGAGCCGCUUGUUUAAAUAUUUUCCAAGUUGGAUGAAGAAUAAAAGUGAAAUUACGUCAAGAUUUUUGAAGAGGGAACCUUUUUUUUUUUACAUAUACAUACGUUAUAUUACCUCAGGGACUGCUGUACGGAGAACUAGAAGGUUCGACGUUGUGACUAAAUUGUGUUGGUGUUACAUGGAGAGCACCAUGUGUUGGGGGGGUAGUGAGCACGGGGUGAUGUGUGUGUGAUGAUGCAGCUCAGCUUGUUAGCUAGCACCUGCAUCCACACAGGUCUAAUUAAUGUGGCAGAGAAUGCUGAAAGUCACCUGAACUCAAUAUGUAUUUUGAACAGAGGACAUACGGACUUGAUCAAACGGCCAAUUCAGCAUACAAUCAUGCACUCUUUAUUUCCCCAGAUUAUAACUCAUAAUGGGGUAAAUAGAUACUACUUUUCUGGUUUUCACAAAAGUGCAUCAAAGUCAUAGCAACAUAUCGAAGACAAAGAAAUCCCCCUACAUUUAAUAACAUACAACAGGCCGAACUUUGAGGGUGAUAACGUCUGGAAAUUAAUAAAUGUUUGACAGUGAUUAUCAAAACUGAAUUUGCGUAAUAUUAUAAGGAAAUAAUAUGAAAUAUUAAAAUACACUUCAUGGCAGUUUGAGGACAUAUGUCUAAUGUUUGGUAGUAACACAAGUCAAAAUGUCUGCUGUGAAGUAAAGGUAUACAGUGGUGGAGGUACAGCAGGUAAUAUGGGACUGUUUCUCUUCAGAACCUUUCAGAUAUUCUUGUGAAAUCAUGUUUGUUUUGUUUUAAACCCUUUUUUUUCAACUAUUUAUUGAUUUUGAAACACAAAGCUUUGUCUGUGUGAAUAUUUGUUCUGUUUCUACUGAUAUGAAGGUGAGUGGGUUUAUACAUGUAAUGCUCAAACUAAAGAUGUGUGGAUGUUUUCAGAUCAGAUAGACUAACACGUUCAUGUUUCUUACUUCAAGGUAUCUGAUGAGAUGCAUGGCUGCCAAAGCAUAACGCCUUUACUGCAAUAACUAGAUUAGAAAUCUCUUACUAAACUUAAUGCUUUCAUAAAACAAAUAAAGGCAGUCGGGAGGCAUCAUUCAUUCACCUACUACACACACACACACACUUUCCUAUUGUUUUCUAUACUCCCCACACUGCUCAGUAUGAUGUGUAUUUGAAUAUAGAAGAAUACAAAUCCUGAAGUUAGUGUAAUUGGAUGACCUUGACAUAUGGCAAAUAAGUGAUGAAAGAAAAAUACAAAUCGGAAAAUAUUUCAUGAAAAAUACAGGAAUUGUUUUUAGGCAGCAAAUAACAGUACAAUAAAACAAUUGUAUUUAGGAGAUAAAUUGCAUUAAAAAAAACUGUCAACAGAGGACUUAGGAAACGAUAGGAUAAUCAAAUAAUAAAUAAUUGGUCAGGAUCCAGUGCAGGUUAACUUCAACGUGGCUGCUAUGCUCGGUCUUUUUCCUCUUCUAGUCAAGGUGAGACACUCGGGCCAAUUUAGAAUUUUGGGCCGUUUUGCUUCCCUGUUGGCUUUUUUCCAUGACUAGUGUAAAAAAACAUCCAUGUGACAUACCUAUGUGUUUAUUUAACUCACUUUGUAUGUAGUUAACAUUACACAAGGCCUCAUGUUCAUAUUUAAACAUAACAUUUCAGAAAAUCUACAAAAACAUUUGAAUAGUUAAAUAUUUUACCCUAUUCUCUUGUUACUACUGGCAACAGAGUUGGAUGGAAGACAUAGAAGAGCAGUGUGUCACUUUUUCAGUAUUAAUGGCGCACAUUCAUUAAUGAAUUAUAAGAUAGUAUCGUACUGUAUUACUACAGUAUUUCACUGCUUGCUUGGAUUCCAUCUCGAAAGUCAUUCAGAAGAAAAUGGAAAUAUGCAAACAGCAGUUACAGUGAAGAAUUAUGUAAAUGUCUCUUCAAACUUCGUUCAUGUCAUAAACCCAUUCAUUUAAUUUAUUUCUGAAAAAUAGCCCCCACUGUACACUGUAGUACCGUCCUAGUGUUUUAUUGCAGCAAAAAUAAAAGCCCCGACCUCUCUCCCAGCAGCUAUUCUGCUGAGUCAUGUCUGCCUGAUGUCGAUGAACAGCUGUGACUACUUCAAAGCUCCUUCCUGAUUAUAACCUGCCAGUUCUUACAUCAUCACCCUUUGAGACUUGUCGGCCAAGUGCAAAGAUUUAUUGUUGGAGUCACAGUGUGCAACUUUCUCCCCUCGAGGCAGAAAAAGGCAGUUGUUGGUUCCCGCCCCCAAUGCUUGUCACUCACCUUGAUGAGCUGUCUGCCUUGAAACAGCAUCUCGCCCGGGGCUAGGAUCACUGACAUCCCCCCGAGGUGCAGCGGAGAAGCAGCUGCCAAAGUGGGGAUGGGGUGGAAAGAAAAGCCCUGCUGGUGUUCAGAUAGUUUCUGCAUUUUUGACUGCGCGCCUCACACUUUUUUUGUUUUGCUGCUAGUUGCUGUGACUCACCUUGACAGGCACAACCUCGACGUUGAGCAUACCCACAGCAAACUGAAUUGAAAUGCCCUGAACAAAAUUGAAAAGUCAGACAAACAAGAGGAUUUACAUUUGAAUACACAGGGUCACUGACAGACAAGUGCUGCAUAUGGAUCACUUUAGCUCGUCUGCAUCAGAAGCAGGUCUCCACUUUGAGGUGUGAAAAUCUGAAGCUGAAAGCACCCCGUUUUAAAUUGACAGCAUACUGUUGUAAAGUGCCUUCUUCCCUAUUCAGUUGAACAGAAAUAACGUUUGAUGGAAAUAGUUUAUGAACCAAGUAAUAAUAACUAAUAUCUACUAAAGGGCAGUCAGUAGAGUGCAGAUCUCCCCCAGGUGUGUCUCUCCCCUCCCCUAUCAAAGAAUGACAGGUUUAAUCUCACUAUAUCGUGACUCCCUUACAGUCAAGAUUAUGGAAAAGAAAGAAAAACAAUUAUUUAUUUAUGCUUAACUUUAGUGGAUCAUCAUUUAUCGGCUGUGGAAUUAAUCUGACCAUGCCCAGUUCAACAUGAGCUCCCAUAGAAGUCACAAUGUGGCAUCAACCGACCAGUUGAGGCUCUGUCUCAAUUUAGACGCUGUCCUUCCAUCGCCAUGUCGUGUGAACACUUGCGCAGUGUGUGCAUCUCGAGGUAGUGUUGUGUCAAUAUCUCAGUUUCUCAUAUCAUUGUAAGCCAUAGCAUAUUGACCUGCGUCACAUCUUUUCUGAGGUGGAUGGAUCUUCUGUUCUGAAAGUACAAAUGAAUGUAGUCAUAUCGCACAAGAUAAAUGAUGUUUGAUACAUCAGCGUCCCUCUGCAUCUCAUCAGCUAACUUACUAAAACAAAACCUCCACUUUAGUUUGGUGGAGUUUGAAAACUUGUGAAGUACUUCGGGACACUGAGUUUGAUAAUAUUAUUACAUCGACCAUUUGUCUUGGUGUUGGCAGCAGAUUCAGCGCCAGCGGCCAGCAAUGUGAUUUGUUAUUCCUCUGGUUUUCUGCUGAUGGAGUUGGAGGGUCUGUGAGGGGCAUUUGUCAGGUUAUUUUCUUUUUCCAUUCAUAUUUACACUUCUAUUCAUUCUUGACAUGACAUGAACUUAUUGAAGGACAUCAACACUUCCCACAGUGACUCUGAGCUUCAGUCAGGUACAAGUAGAGGAGCCAAAAGAGGGUUUUUAUUUACUCAACAGUCAUGGAAUAUGAAUACAUCUGAAUAGCUAGAGGGUCAAACUGUAAUGAACACCAAUGGAACAGGGAAAACAAUCGGGUAGUAACGACAGGUGCAUCAUUUCUCUACAUAGUUUAAUGUUGUCUUCCUCCUGGAGCCUGGAGUAACUCCUGACUGCAGCAGUGCAAGAAGAAGCCUCCGAGCAGCUUCUCACAAAUCUGAUGGGACCGCGCUUCCUGUGUGAAAUCAUUCCUCUGUAUCCAAAAACCACCAGGCUGUGAAAUGGAUCAGAAUAAUUGUUUCCACAUGGUUGAGAACCUUUAAACACGUGUUGCCGAUGCCGUUAUACAUCCCAGGAAAGGUGGACUGAUUUGUGUGUUGUGUUUUUCAACUCCAAUUUGUAGAAAUGAGUGUACAGGUUAUCAGCCUUCAUAUCAAUAUCCCGCCUCCUUUCUUGGCAAUUUAUCUUAUGUGUUUGUAUUUCUAUUAUUGUUUUCCGUUUUCAGCUAAUGUUGUCUUUUUUUUUAUCCUGUAUAAUCUGUGUUGAGGUGUUUUUUUUUUUCCUUUUUUGUUUUUGUUGCAAAUGAAGAAAAGUGACGAAUGACUUUUUCCCUCUGAAUCAUUAUUAAUCAACUCCUCCUGAAUUAUGAAUGUGCUUAAUAAUGAAAUAAAUUAUUUCCAACACCGUA
Messenger RNA from Trematomus bernacchii (emerald rockcod), 7656 nucleotides. RefSeq names its product phosphatidylinositol glycan anchor biosynthesis class G (gene pigg). Gene Ontology annotation, cellular component: endoplasmic reticulum membrane. NCBI's taxonomy places the organism in Eukaryota, Metazoa, Chordata, Actinopteri, Perciformes, Nototheniidae. The coding region runs from base 276 to 3176 and encodes 966 amino acids. Gene Ontology annotation, biological process: GPI anchor biosynthetic process. The record is from RefSeq and is a predicted model, not a curated record. The transcript has 13 exons.